AUGACUGAGUCUGUAUCCUCAUCAUCAUCUAACUAUAGUAAAACUUCGGAUUCUAUUAAAGUUAUCGUUCUCGGCGAUAGUGCUGUAGGCAAAUCGAAACUAUUAGAACGAUUUCUAGCCAAAAAUUUUGAAGAUUCGCGAUACUCAACAUAUGCAAUCAACAUAUUCAAACACACAACGAAAAUUGAUGGGAAACCAGUCGAAGUGGAGUUUUGGGAUACAGCUGGUCAAGAGAAAUUCGACAAUCUUCACCAUUCCUAUUUUCAUCAAGCACAUGCUUGUAUUAUGAUUUUCGAUGCAACAAGAAAAAUUACUUAUAAAAAUCUCGAUCGUUGGUAUACUGAACUACGUGAUAUCCGUCCACAUAUUCCAUGCUUGUGCGCUGUUAAUAAAAUUGAUGCAGCAAUGGAAAUAACAAAGAAAUCCUUUUCAUUCCCCAAGAAACAUGACAUGCCAUUGUACUUUGUCUCGGCAGCUGAUGGAACCAAUGUUGUUCGACUCUUUCGUGAUGCUAUUCGUGUUGCACAAGCCUAUCGAAACGGAGAUACAGCAGAUUUCAUUGAUCAAAUCAUGCGCGAACUCGAAACCAUGAAUGACGACAAUACCAAUUCCACACCAGCCAAUAAUUGA
Adineta ricciae is the source of this 630-nucleotide messenger RNA. The record is from the annotation of a GenBank genome assembly. NCBI's taxonomy places the organism in Eukaryota, Metazoa, Rotifera, Eurotatoria, Adinetida, Adinetidae.